Leopardus geoffroyi (Geoffroy's cat) is the source of this 1333-nucleotide messenger RNA. RefSeq names its product enoyl-CoA delta isomerase 1 (gene ECI1). Gene Ontology annotation, molecular function: enoyl-CoA hydratase activity. The transcript is spliced from 7 exons. The coding region runs from base 84 to 953 and encodes 289 amino acids. Gene Ontology annotation, biological process: fatty acid beta-oxidation. Gene Ontology annotation, cellular component: mitochondrion. Lineage: Eukaryota; Metazoa; Chordata; Mammalia; Carnivora; Felidae. The record is from RefSeq and is a predicted model, not a curated record.
ACACCCGACACGCCAAGUGGGGCGGGGCUGCUGGAGGCGGGGCGUGGGCCGGGGCGUCCAAACCCCAACUUGGCCUGGUCAAGAUGGCGCUGAUGGUCGGAGCGCGCGUCCUGGCUCGCAACCUGCUCCGCCCGUGGUCCCGGCUGCCGGACGCGGUUCCCGGGCGGACGGGGCCGGCCGCCGGCGGCGGGGACGGUGUGCGGUGUUUCGGGAGCCCUCGGGUGCUGGUGGAGACGGACCCGGCGAAAGGGGUCGCCGUGAUAAAGUUGAAGAACCCCCCGGUGAACAGCCUCAGCCUGGAGAUGCUGACGGAGUUUGUCAUCAGCCUGGAGAAACUGGAAAACGACAAGACCUUCCGAGGCGUCAUCAUCACUUCGGACUGCCCCGGGAUCUUCUCGGCUGGCCUGGACCUGACGGAGAUGUGCGGGAAGAGCCAAGCGCACUAUGCCGAGUACUGGAGGGCCGUGCAGGAGCUGUGGCUGCGGCUCUACCUGUCCAACCUGGUGCUGAUUGCUGCCAUCAACGGAGUCAGCCCCGCGGGAGGCUGCCUGAUCAGCCUCACCUGUGACUACCGCAUCCUGGCGGACAACCCCAAGUACAACAUCGGGCUGAACGAGACUCUGCUGGGCAUCAUCGCCCCGCCCUGGUUUAAAGACACCCUGGUGAACACCGUCGGCCACCGCGUGGCAGAGCGCGCCCUGCAGCUGGGGCUGCUCUUCCCGCCCGCAGAGGCCCUGCGGGUGGGCAUGGUAGACCAGCUGGUGCCCGAGGACCAAGUGCACAGCACGGCACUGUCGGUGAUGGCCCAGUGGCUGGCCAUUCCAGAAACCCCUUUCCAAAUAAGGCCACAGGCACAGAUUCUAGAGCUGCGCUGUGGACUUGUAUGGAUCUUUUGGGGGGUCCACUGUUCAACCCACUGCACGAGUAGAAACAGCCUGCGUGUCCGUUUAUAGAAAUAGGGCUGGUGACGUCAGCGGACCGUGCCUAAAGGGCCAGGUGGAUCUUCGGCCUGGUGGGUCAGCGUCCGCCACACUGUGGCGUUGGAGCACAGAGGCCGCCAGAGCCUGUCUGUGUUCAGUAGAACGGGCGCCCCUGAUACCUAAAUUUCAUAUCCUCUUCACGUGUCCCAAAAAUGUCUUUUUUUCAGUUCUUUUUUUCCAAUUAUAUAAAACUGUAAAAACCGGGGCACCUUGGUGGCUCAGUAGGUUAAGCGUCCGACUCUUGAUCUCAGCUCAGGGUCUCGAGCUCGGGGUCGUGCGUUCAAGCGCCACGUUGGGCUCUGCCAUGGGUGUGAAGCCUACUUUAAAAAAAAAAAAAAAAAAAGGAGAAACGA